Molecule: messenger RNA, 1908 nt
Organism: Alternaria atra
Lineage: Eukaryota; Fungi; Ascomycota; Dothideomycetes; Pleosporales; Pleosporaceae
Exons: 4
Coding region: 1-1908 (635 amino acids)
Biological process (GO): transcription initiation at RNA polymerase III promoter
Cellular component (GO): transcription factor TFIIIC complex
Source: RefSeq, a predicted model, not a curated record
AUGGACAACGCUGCAUCGACGACCGAAAAUCAGCAUGCGCCAUGGCUACCGAUCCCAUCACGUGCCGUCUCAGUCGUCGAACAUCCGGCUAUCGUCAAGAACGUUGACAAGGGCAUUACCUCAUUAGGUGGGCCUGUCAAACUGAGCAAGGGCUUGCGAUCACGAUUGGAAACCACGACCAACGCCGAAGGUGACGAUGAGCUCAAGAAACUCAUAUCCGUCUCGCUGCGCCCCGAUGACCCCUUCGCCAAGCGUUUGCUGUCUACGCCGGUGAGGACAAACAACCUGCUACUCAAAGUCACAGUGCCAAAACGAACAGGACGCAAACGAAAGCGUGGUUCUUCAGGUCCUUUUCUUACCGAAGAUGAGAUAGGAAGUCACGAUAAUGGCGCCUCAAAAAGUAGCACGUCGACCAACAAGAUAUAUGUGGAUGCCCCGACCAUCUACAAGAGCCUGCAAGACAAUGCCUCGACAUACAAGGUUGCUCUGGCCGGAGUCGUGGAUGAGACGCAUCGAUUUCGAAACAUGCCCGACUUGCAAUAUGCUGCUUCUCACAACAACAUCAUGGUUGGCCUGCGAGAUCAUGUCUUGCUGAAACGAUACGAACAGUUGAAGAAGUAUAAUGUCAAUACCGCGGCUGGUGCGGACCUUACCCAAAGUGUUGGACCGUCUCCAGAGUUCAUACAGAUGCCAAUCGCCUUCAACUAUCGGUUCCAGCAAAACUCCAACGUCAAGUACACUGAUCAAGGUGUGGUCAAUAUACAGAGGAGCCUGGCCUACAAUGCAUACACGAUCGUCAAUCCCACCGAUGAACAUGUGCCAACGGAACCACGACCAGGUCUCCCAGCGGAGAGAGAUCUUACGCCAUAUAUGCAGUCACUGAUUACUAAUAUUCGAGCCCUGCUUUUACAAAGGCCUAUCGUUACCCGCCAGUUACUAUACAAUAGGCUUGGCUGGGACAAGCGAACAAAGCUCCGGCAAGCAGCUAUAUAUUGUGGAUACUUUUUCGAAAGCGGGCCAUGGCGAGAGGCCCUUAUACGCUGGGGAGUUGACCCACGCAAAGAUCCUGAAUAUCGCAAGUACCAGACUGUAUCGUUCUUGUCUUACAUCAAGUCAGGCACGUCCAAGCACCGCGCUGUCUUCGACCAGCAUGUCAUGAAGCUAGCAAAGAUGGCUCCGGAGGAGCUAGAGUCUGAGCAUACGUUUGACGGCUUCAAUGUCUCACAAACAGGCAACCUCUUCCAAUUCUGUGACAUCACCGAUCCUCUUAUUGCGAAGAUAUUAGCCACAAAGGAUAUCCGAACAACCUGCGCACCGACAUUUCAAGGAUGGUAUCAUGUUGGGACAUGGGCCAAAGCCACUGUGAUUCUGAAGGAUAAGAUGAACACGAUUAUCGGCGGGGACAAGCCGGAUGAUAGCAUAUACCAGCGCAUCAUCACCUGGCCUGAGUUAUGGGACGACAAAGAAAUGGCAGCUCAGUACAAGAGCGAAAUCGACGACCGUCAAAUCCAUCACGAGAAGAGGAGAGAGCACCAAGUAAUGCACAAUGUGCGGUGGGCUGCAAGAAAUCCCCGAUAUGCUUUUGAGAAGAUGGAAGCGCUCGAUGAGCAGGAAAGGCAGGCCGACGAAGAACAGGAGCCGGAAGAUGUUCAUGUUCCCGAAGACAUGACAGAAGAUCCUGUCCAGCCCGAUGCUAUUCUGAACGCAGAUAUUGGAGAGGCUGAGGACGAUCAGGAUGAUCAGGAUGGUGAAGCAGAUGAAGAUGAUGAGAUGCAGGUUGACGACGGGGAUGAGGGCUUGUAUGGUAGCUCCGAGGUUGACGAUGAUGAUGACAGCGAUAGCCCAGUGAUGUCUGUACGAGCGGCAUCAGAAGGACCGGUACCAUUUGGUGGCUACUACAAGGUAUGA